CAACAGCUGACUGGUUUCUUUGUUGACUUCUUUUAUUGCAUGUCGAGACUAAAUGUAAACGAUCCUCGAUUAAAGGACUUCUGAGAAGUACGAUAAUUACAUUUCGAAGUACUUAACAUUCCUCACUGAGAUGCCAAGAUGAGCAACGCUUUGCGAGCCAAGGAAUUACUCAUACGCGCUGUAGAAUGCGACCAGAAUGCACGGAUUCUGGAGGCCCAAACUCUUUACACAGAGGGGAUCGCUCAACUUAUGCAGUUCGUAAACGGGGAACCGGAUGAAACUAAGCGAAAGGGAUUCCUGACCAGGAUCAAGGAGUAUAUGGAUCGAGCGGACGCCAUAAAAGCGCGGGUCAAUGGCAAACUCAUGCUCGGCGAGGUGGUCUCGCAUGUUUCCAUCGAUGAAAACGACACGGGCUUCGAUUACGACCAGCUCUUUGGAAAAUAUAUGGAUGACAAGACCGUCGAGAUUAUGCUGGAAGAGCCCUAUAUGACGCAGAACUAUCAGUAUCAAAACCUUGUGAGAUUCUUGGAGCUAGCUGUUACCAACUGCCCUAACUUAAAGUAUUUUCGGCUGAUCACCAAAGAGUAUCAGGAUCAGAAGAACCCCGAUCAACAAAGAACAAAUCUUGGACAAAUAAAGGGAGAUUUGGAGCGGAGAAACAUUACCGUCUCCAUAAAAUAUGAAGACACGCUGCACGAUCGCAAAAUCUACUUAAGCAAUGGCUACAUAAUCAAAAUUGGACGCGGUCUGCACUUUUACAAGGCCGCCAACCCCAUGUAUUCCAUUGGCCUGGUCAACUACAAAUUCCGAAAAUGCCUCCAAACGGAUGUGGAUAUUUGGCGCAACAGCAGCGCAGCAUCCUGAAGCACAGACAAUAAUGUUUAGAUUUAAGUGAAACAACUUCUUUUAUACAUUCAAUUCUUUUGCCUCUUCUAUAAAGAUUUCUUUUAAUUUUUUGUAAACGAAGAAAGGGAGUAGUCGCCCACAAUUGCAGAUUCUGGGCUGCUAUAAAUCUGCAGACGCCACGAAGACACCGAAACUAAUAUAUGGACGUGGCCAGAGGGGCGUUUUCUCCGCUGUUCUCUGCCAGAAAAUGUUUAAAAUUCAUAACUUUCACGCCACUUGCGGAUGCGGAGGCAGCUGCACAGCUGGCGGCCCGUCCUGGCUGCUGUUUUGAAUGCCGCUUGCCACUGAAGCAGCCAGCGGGUGGCCAUUGCAGUUGCAUAAAAGACAGAAGCGGAAGCUCCUGCUUUACCAGCUCCUGUCCGUGUCCCCAGGGCUCGCUUAAAGCCCAGUCUCCAGCUCGGUGGGAAUACAGUCGAACGUCUGUAGGUCGAACUUCCUUGCACUUUUAUGCGACUCGAACAGAAUUAGCUGGCAAACUUACGGGAUUGUUGUUCCAUUACUCUAUUUGUGAACUUCUUAUAAAGAGCAACACAGCUAAUGUUUCUUUCUGCUUUACUUUAGUAAAAUGUAAAAAUAUUCUUAAAUAAUAGAAAGGUUCUUAUAACAAAAAGACAGGCAACGGUCAUAACAUUAAAUGUCUUUCCUCCAAGAUUUAAAAAUAACAACUAAGUUAAUUAUCGUACUUUGGCGGUUGCGUCUCAAUAGUUUUAUAUUGUAACUUUAAAAGCUCGUAUCAUAAGUAACCAACCAAAAGAAAUACAUUUUUAAAAAGAAA
Messenger RNA from Drosophila rhopaloa, 1681 nucleotides. RefSeq names its product MIT domain-containing protein 1. The transcript is spliced from 3 exons. NCBI's taxonomy places the organism in Eukaryota, Metazoa, Arthropoda, Insecta, Diptera, Drosophilidae. The record is from RefSeq and is a predicted model, not a curated record. The coding region runs from base 139 to 864 and encodes 241 amino acids.